CUUGUUGUCUUUUCUGCUUAAAUGGAUCUUGGAACUGCUGCAUCUCUUGAUAUCUGCGUCUAUAAUGAUCAAUAGUUGAUUCUUGUAGCUGACUGAAAGGUGAAAGGUGUGAGAAACACAACAAAACUAGUGCGCGGAGAAAAUCUAUAUGACCUAGAACUAAUGGCGCAUGAUCACAGCAAACAAAGGGCCCCGCAGCCAAGGCUCCAUGAUGCACACAGGGACUAAUAACAAUUGUGUCGUCUCUUUGGAGAUCUAACACUUUACUUACUUAACCCAGCCAAUAUCAAAGCACCAGGCUGAUGUUUCUCUCAAGUAAAGAGCCAUGUCUUUCACAACCACCUGGUGGCAGUAGGUUUUAUGUGAAGUAACAAGAAAGUAGUUCUCUCCUUUCUUAACCCAUCAAAUAUCAUCCUCGCCGACUUGCAGAGGACAAACUGAUCUCAGUUAUCAGCCACUGCGGUGUUAAGCUCGUCUAUAGAGAACACAGACACCUAAUGAGCUUAAGAGAGCACAGAUAUAACAGUCCCGGCUAUUUAUAGGUAAUGUGAUUACCUCUGCACUAUGAGUUUGACCCUAUGCUGUAUAUUGAAAGUGCUCAUAAAGAUUAAAACGUUAGAAACAAAGACAGUUUCUUUCUUCUUUUCUUUAAAAUAUAUCUGCUUAUUCUUCUUAUUUCCCUGCCCCGGGUGCUUGCGUGUUCUCAUGCGCAACGACUCAAAACUUAGGUGAGGCGUCGCCACAAAAGAGCCCCGCCCCUUCUAUUUAAUUGGCCAAGGUCGUGUCUCUCUGACGUACUUUGAUCAACAAAUACACGUGUGUGCACGUCGGUAUACUAAGGAGGAAUGGACAGUAUUUGCAUUUUGAUGACACUGACUAAUUACUGAUGUAAUGAUCAUUGUGACGUGAAAGAUGGUUCCUCCUUUCAGCGCUUUAUUUAUCUAUAUAUCUAUAUAUAGGAGCAGCCUGAUGUAUGAGACUCUAUGAGGUCGUAGAAGACUGGAAAUAACAUCGAGCAGCUACUUGUGGACUUGAAGUUAAGUGCCUACAAUGAAACCUCAGGACAUUAUAAAGGAAAAGAGCAGCCUGUGGAUAUUUGGCUAUGGCUCCCUAGUGUGGAAACCCGAUUUUGAAUACAAGAGAAGAAAAAUAGGGUACAUUAGAGGAUACAAGAGACGGUUCUGGCACGGAGAUGACUUUCAUCGAGGGGACAAGGAAAAGCCAGCCAGAGUUGUCACACUAAUAGCAGAUGAGGAGGCUUGCACGUGGGGCGUGGCCUAUGAAGUGACUGAGUGCCAGGUCGAAGCGUCUCUUCAGUAUUUAAACAUGAGAGAGGUUGUCCAGGGCGGGUACAUAACAGAGAUGGUGGAAUUCAUUCCUAAAGACGGUCACGGUUCAGUGUUGUCCCUUGUUUACAUCGCCACACCUGACAACCCCAUCUACCUCGGACCGGCCUCGGACGGGGAGAUUGCCGCCCAGAUUGCCAUGUGCAGAGGCAACACCGGCCACAACAUCGAGUACCUGGUCCGCCUUGCAGAAUUUAUGAGGCACCACUGUCCGGAGGUGGAGGAUGGGCACCUUUUCUCUAUCGAGACAGCUGUUUUGAACAUUUUCAGCAACUGCAGAGAGCUCAGAUCCAACGACAGGAAAUCACUGCUGCUGGAAGUUAUAUAAAGAGUAAACUCCGCUUUUUAUGAAAAUAAUUUUCAUUUUAGUGGAAAAACAAAUGAAGUCUUGGUAAAUAUUUCAAGGGUAAAUGGUGCUUUUAAAGGAAAUACUUUAUUUGGUUUCAACUAAAAGGGAGAAAACUAUCUCAUGUCACUCGGAAAUCUAUGACAUUCUCAUCUCAUCUCAUUUUUCAACUGUUCACUUUAAUAUGCAGGCAACUCUCAUUGUAUUUCAUAUUGCACACAAAAAUCAGCACGUCAUGUUUUUAAGAUUCCACACUAUCCACAGAGAAGGUCUGACAUUUUUACGAUAUGUUAUGAUAUUGUAACCUUGUUAAUAUUAUGAAAUGUUAAUGCACAUUUUUUAAAAUAAAGUUUUUGAAUAAAAACAUACAAAUCUGUAUGAGAAAUUGUGUUCUGGAUUUCCUUCCCUGUUUAUCUAGUCUCAUAUACAUCUCUUAUAUUUUGUCCGUGCAUACAGACCCUCCUGAUAUUCCCACAUCAUAUCGCCAAAGAAAGCCGCCUCUGGCAUUGUGAAAUUGCUGACUUUUCCUCAGAGAGCUGUUAAAAGCAUGGGCCAAGAAUCUUUAAGACACUCUUUUGUGAAUUUAUAUUAAAUUGGAUGUAAGAAACUUCAAAGCCUCUCUUUGCAGAUUCUUGUGACUUAUAGAAUGCUUUAAAACUAUUUUCCUUGCUGCUCCCAGUUUUAUGCCUCUUAAAUUGUUCCAAGCACAGUGGUUGGUCCAGCUUUAAAGGGUCAUUUUUUAAUUCAAGGCAUUCCUCAAACACACAAAAUGCAUUAGCAUCUCAUUUUGUAAAACCUCAUAAAGUCUUUUAACCGUCGUAAAGAAAACUGACGGUGAAAAAUAGCAAAAUACUGAUAAACAUGGUGCAAUGUUCAGUGGUGUUGGCGUUGGGAAUAAUCUGUUUACCAGAGUGCACAUAAGCUAUUAUAGAGGACCCACAGUCCUUACAGUAUAGAGGGAGCGUUAGGGGCUCUGCGGGCAGGUGGGGUGCAGAUAGGGUUUCUUUCCCUGUCUGGGCUCCUUCCAUGGAUAAACAAGCCACAGUUCUGUCGUACUGCUCUGCUUUCCUAGAACUCAGCCCCAAACUAGGUCAAAGGUUUAGAGCCAUGAAAACAGCAGAGCAAAGAGAUCUCACAUGCACAAAACAUGUAAAACAGACACGGACAGAAUAUCCUCUCAGGUAGAAAAAUCUGUAGAACUCAUUACAUAACUCUGUUCUCAGAGAUAAAGGUUUCAGUACAUUUCUGUCAAUACAGGGAGUGCAGAAUUAUUAGGCAAGUCGUAUUUCUGAGGAAUAAUGUUAU
Haplochromis burtoni (Burton's mouthbrooder) is the source of this 2997-nucleotide messenger RNA. Its product is annotated as glutathione-specific gamma-glutamylcyclotransferase 1. The record is from RefSeq and is a predicted model, not a curated record. The transcript has 3 exons. Gene Ontology annotation, molecular function: glutathione specific gamma-glutamylcyclotransferase activity; gamma-glutamylcyclotransferase activity. Lineage: Eukaryota; Metazoa; Chordata; Actinopteri; Cichliformes; Cichlidae. Gene Ontology annotation, biological process: glutathione catabolic process. Gene Ontology annotation, cellular component: cytoplasm. The coding region runs from base 1051 to 1674 and encodes 207 amino acids.